Messenger RNA from Alternaria arbusti, 1950 nucleotides. RefSeq lists its product as uncharacterized. The transcript has a single exon. The record is from RefSeq and is a predicted model, not a curated record. NCBI's taxonomy places the organism in Eukaryota, Fungi, Ascomycota, Dothideomycetes, Pleosporales, Pleosporaceae. The coding region runs from base 1 to 1950 and encodes 649 amino acids.
AUGUCGCCAAAAGGAAAAGAGAAAGCUACCUCGCCGUCACUUGAUGAAACGCUUGGGGAGAUGGAUGAUGUAGGAAUGGAUGACGAUACUGCUGGGCUUCGAAACGCUCAGGACGCGGCAAUAGCGUUGGCCAUGCAGCGGAGAUUGUGGGGUGAUGCCGAGGAAGACGGAGAGAAUCAUGGUUCUGAGUCUGAGAGAGUGGUAGAUGAGUUUGAUGACUUAUUCGACGAGUUGCCGGAUGACACGCUCAGCGACUCGCCUGAAAAUGCAGGUGGUGAAGAACAGCCGGAUAAUGCCCCAAUCAAUUCUGCAAACGAUGCAGAGGAACCAGCGCCCGCCAAAACCCCACCCCCCAUCCUAACGGCUGCUGAACAACAAGCGGAAGAUCAGGAACGAGCAGAUGCGAUCGCCGACAUAGGCCAAAACUGGGGCCAAGACUUUACCACAAUGGGAGACUGGAUGGCAGACAACAACUGGCUUCAGGGUUCCACAGAACACUUGACAGAACGGAACUGCGAGAUCGAUACAAUUCGCCAGUUCCGAAGCUUGUCGGAGUUGACAAAGGGUCAAGGUCGAGAGAUAAGACACCAAAUAGAGCAGUUUUACCUGAUACGAUGGACCAGAGGACGCGCACGGCCUAUAGGUGAUUCCAAGCACAAGAAACAGGCCAAUAUACGCGAAGAUCUGAAGAGGCUAUGCGAAGGGGAAUGGGUGAAGCCAGAAAAUGAGAAGAAACCAAAAACCAAACGAAAGGGGAAAGCUCCGCGGAAGACGACACCCCGGAAGAGAGCGAAGACCAAGGCUAGCUGUCAAGAACCAGUGGAUGAAGAUGACGAGGAUACUUCCGACUCAUCUCCGGAUGAGAUACCCUCGACCGAACCAAUCAAGAAGACAGGAAAAGGAACGGGAAAGGGAAAGAAGAAGGCCAACGAUGCAGAAAAGACAGACAAAAACGGGAAUCCUCUUACCAGUAUAACAUCGGCAGCACAAAGAGACGCCGCACUCCGACGCAUAUAUCAUAACUGGCAGAUAAGCUCGCUGCACGGGCACUUCCACGCCAGGCUGCACGAAGACGAUGUUAGCGACGACAAAGGUAUCGACUUGAGUGUCAUCGAGCUGCUUCGCGACUUGUCCGAGGUUAGUGCUACCCACGCGCAGGGUGAAGAGAUCAGAGAUGAACUCGAAGCACACCUGAGAGAGAUGGACGAGUAUGACCUGGCGUCUCUCCAUCGCAGGAUAACAAUCACUGGUCAGGACUAUCAUACUGAGGCAGAGAGAAGAGCAAAGGAAGAAAAGGAAAGACGACGUCAGGAAGCGGCCGAAGAAAAACGUAAGAGGCUAGCUGCAGCAAACGACAAAAAAAAUGGCGAGGGUCCAGGGGCUGAAGCCGAAGCUGAAGAUGCUGAGAAGCGGCCAGCCAGUUCUACUGCUGCGCCAGCGCCAACCGGCACGAGAUCAAACCAAGCCCAAAGCCAGGGGACUGACAGGCGCAGAACUAGAGCGAGUGUCGCAGCGGAAGCUCGUAGAAGGGCUCAAUCAGCAGGAAACAACUCUUCACAGUCACUGGUAGUUAAGCUGAAAGUACCUCCUGGUGCACUUGGAACAGGCGGGCCAUCAGCUGGUGGAGCAUCAAACACCGCUCAGUCGGGCAGCAAAGCAAAGGCCGCGACUAGGGAUCGCUCAGCGUCUGCAGUCCAGCAGGAAGGAGGCGACGUUGCUGAUCCAGAUGAAAUCGAGACACCAGCUCCUCUCCCAGAUGAGCAAGCAGCUGAACAGCGAAGCUCAAUUUCAGAGCAGCAGUCGGAGCAACGUGUACCUUCGCCAACUCCAGCAUCACCCAACUUCCAGCAAGACGAGCCCGAGCCCGUCCUUCCAAAUGACCCAGCGCCGCCAGAGCCCCAGCCAGGCCCCCAAGCACCUCAAUCGCCGACGCACAUUGAACAUCAAUAG